Messenger RNA from Tripterygium wilfordii, 2174 nucleotides. RefSeq lists its product as uncharacterized. Lineage: Eukaryota; Viridiplantae; Streptophyta; Magnoliopsida; Celastrales; Celastraceae. The transcript has a single exon. Bases 527 to 1987 code for a protein of 486 amino acids. The record is from RefSeq and is a predicted model, not a curated record.
GGGGGGCGCAAAGGCAAAGCGGAGCCCCGGGACAAUCAAAACCAUCAACACAAAACCGCCGGCUGCGCUAGCUGUAUCUAUUCUCUUUUCCAAUACAAUCCGACUACAUUACUCAUCCUCUCGCCCCACUCGUUUUAUCUCUCUCUCUCUCUCUAUUCGUUGCGAUCUCCAAAAGUUUUCUGGGUCUCGAAGCAAUUCCAGGAAAAAGCUCUGGAACGUUCUGCUCGAGUCUAAUCUUUCAGUUAUUGAUUGCUUAGAGAAGGUUUCCAUCGACGGCGUUUUGCUCUGAUAACCAUCUUAUUGGCUGGGUAUGUUUUCAAAUUUCAAUUGCUGAGUUGUCUUCUAUCCUGUUUAGGGCGGGCAGUCAUAUGUGCCUCAAAGUGGGUCUCUUUGGUGUAGUGGUGCUGUCUUUGAAUCAGUAUAGGGAGAAUUUAGGAGAGUCUCUGAUGAAAUUUGUUAUUACCAGUGCUAUUGUUGAUUGUGAGAAUAGCAGCGAAGGUGUAGCUUAUUCAAUUCCUUAAGUUUGAUGGAACCAAACGUUUUACCUGGUGGGAUUUUCUCUCCUAUGGGAACAGGAAUGUUAGGGCUUGAAAUGCAAUUACAACCACCACCCCAUCACCGCCAACAACCUCCACAAAACCCUCAAAAUUCACAAAACCCUUCCCAUGUGAACCAACCCCAAAUGGCUGCUUUUGCCCACCAUGACCCACAGACCCAACAAUCUACUAAACAUGGGUACCCAUAUGCCAUCACCUCUGUAGCCUCAAAACCCAAACAACCAUCUCCUCUCAGUGAUGAUGAUGACCCUGGUUUCACUGCUGAUGAUACCACUGGGGAUGGUAAGAGGAAAAUCUCUCCAUGGCAUAGGAUGAAGUGGACUGACAACAUGGUUAGGCUCCUUAUAUUGGCAGUCUAUUACAUUGGUGAUGAAGUUGGAUCCGAAGGGAAUGAUCCCACAAGCAAGAAGAAGGCAGGGGCAUUGUUGCAGAAGAAAGGGAAAUGGAAAUCAGUAUCGAGGGCAAUGAUGGAGAAGGGGUUUUAUGUGUCUCCACAACAAUGUGAGGACAAAUUCAAUGACUUGAAUAAGAGGUAUAAGAGGGUUAAUGAUAUACUUGGUAAGGGAACUGCUUGCCGGGUUGUUGAGAAUCAAAGCUUGCUUGAUACAAUGGAUUUGUCCCCAAAAAUGAAGGAGGAAGUUAGGAAAUUGCUGAAUUCUAAGCACUUGUUUUUUAGAGAAAUGUGUGCUUAUCAUAGUAGUUGUGGGCAUAACUCAGCUGGUGCUGCUCCUGGUACUAAUCAGUCACCAGAGGGGGCGGUGGAGACAUCACAUGCUCAACAUCAGCAGGUACAGCAGCAGCGUUGUCUGCAUUCAACUGAUAAUGUCCAAAUUCUGGCAAAUUCUGGCAGAGCUGGAACAGAAGUAUCAAAUAUGGGGAAAAGGGUGACGGGUGAAGAGGGAGAUGAUGAGGAGGAGGAUGAGAGCGAUGAGGAUGAAGAUGAUGACGAGGAUGAUGAAGAGGAGACAGAAGAAGGCAAUGCAAGGGCCCAAAAUGGGCAUGGACAUGAAGAAGAUGAUGAGCAUGAUGUCAGGAGGCCGCUUAAGAUGCCAAGAAAGGAAGAGACCUCUGCUUCCAUUCAACAAUUGAAUGGUGAAGUUAUGAGUGUGAUGCAAGAUCCAGGGAAGACACCAUGGGAGAAGUCACAAUGGCUCAAGUUGAGGCUUCUGCAUUUGGAGGAGCAGCAAGUGAACCAUCAAUUUCACGCCUUUGAGAUUGAGAAGCAAAGACUGAAGUGGUUGAAAUUUAGCAGCAAGAAAGAGAGGGAAAUGGAGAGAGCAAAGCUGGAGAACGAACGAAGGCGGCUUGAGAAUGAGAGAAUGAUGCUUCUUGUACGCGAGAAGGAGAUCGAGUUACUUGAAAUUCAGCAUCACCAUCCUCAACAACAUUCCCCCAACAAGAGAAGUGACCCAUCUUCAGUCACUGGAUAGACUAUCAUAUUAAGUUUCAGAUCUUGUUCUCUUUUGUUAUUUUAAAUUUUGAUAGUGCUGUAUGUUAUUUCCAAUAAAGAAACUUGAUGUACAAUUCCAUCAGCAGCGAAAAUAGUUGUUGGGGGAAUAUGGGAUGGUCCAGUUUGUUAAUUUCUCAUUCGCAAUUUUAAUUCUUGUUAGAUGGGGA